GAGGCGGGGCAGCGACCCUGGGGCCGGGGUUGGGCGACUCCAGUCCCGGCGGGCUGCGGGGCUUUGGGGCUGAGUUCCAGGCCCACAGCCCCAGUCCGGGUCGUGCCGCCCCCUUGGCUCCGCGGCCCGCGCUGGGAGCGGGCCUUGAGCUCUCGCUUUGCCCCUGGGCGGGCCGGGCGCCCAGGCCCCGCACAGCUGGCCGCUUGAGGAGAACUGCUGGCCGUGGUCGCCGCCAGGGAUAUUUCAAUGUCUUGAAGUUAAAGCAGAAAUCUUCUUUGGAGUAGAUGGAUUUUUGUUACUUUCUGUGAACUAAAGCGAUUCAAUGUCUCUUUUGGAUUGUUUCUGCACUUCACGAACACAGGUUGAAUCACUCAGACCUGAAAAACAGUCUGAAACCAGUACCCAUCAAAAUUUGGUUGAUGAGCCCCCGCUUUCCUUGCUGCCUUCAUCCACUAGCGCCAGUCAAGUGAUCUGUUCCACCGAUGUUUCUCACUAUGAACUCCAAGUGGAAAUAGGAAGGGGAUUUGACAACUUGACUUCUGUCCAUCUUGCACGGCAUACUCCUACAGGAACAUUGGUCACUAUAAAAAUUACAAAUCUGGAAAACUGCACUGAAGAACGCCUAAAAGCUUUACAGAAAGCAGUGAUUCUAUCCCACUUUUUCCGGCAUCCCAAUAUUACAACUUACUGGACUGUUUUCACUGUUGGCAGCUGGCUUUGGGUUAUUUCUCCUUUUAUGGCCUAUGGUUCAGCAAGUCAACUCUUGAGGACUUACUUUCCUGAAGGAAUGAGUGAAACUUUAAUAAGGAACAUUCUCUUUGGAGCAGUGAGAGGGUUGAACUAUCUGCAUCAAAAUGGCUGUAUUCACAGGAGUAUUAAAGCCAGCCAUAUCCUCAUUUCUGGUGAUGGCCUAGUGACCCUCUCUGGCCUGUCCCACCUGCAUAGUUUGGUUAAGCACGGACAGAGGCAUAGGGCUGUGUAUGAUUUCCCACAGUUCAGCACAUCAGUGCAGCCGUGGCUGAGUCCAGAACUACUGAGACAGGAUUUACAUGGAUAUAAUGUAAAGUCAGAUAUUUACAGCGUUGGGAUUACAGCUUGUGAAUUGGCCAGUGGGCAGGUUCCUUUCCAAGACAUGCACAGGACACAGAUGUUAUUACAGAAACUGAAAGGUCCUCCCUACAGUCCAUUGGAUGCCAGUAUCUUUCCUCAGUCAGAAUCCAGAAUGAAAAAUUCCCGAUCAGGUGUAGACUCUGGGAUUGGAGAAAGUGUACAUGUCUCCAGUGGGACUCGCACAGUAAAUAGUGACAGAUUGCAGACACCCUCCUCAAAAACGUUCUCUCCCGCCUUCCUCAGCUUGGUACAGCUCUGUUUGCAACAAGAUCCUGAGAAAAGGCCAUCAGCAAGCAGCUUACUGUCCCAUGUUUUCUUCAAACAGAUGAAAGAAGAAAACCAGAGUUCAAUACUUUCACUGUUGCCUCCUCCUUGUCACAAGCCAUCAAUAUCACUGUCUCCAGCAUCACCUUGGACUGAGCCAGAAUGUGAUUUUCCUGAUGAAAAAGACUCAAACUGGGAAUUCUAGGGCUGCCAGAUCCUUUUAUGUCCUAUAUACUUGACACUUUCUCCCUGCUGCUUUUUCUUCUGUAUUGCUAGGUACAAGUACUAGAAUUAUACUUGAAAAUACAGUUGGUGCACUGGAGAAUCUAUCAUUUGAAACCACUCUGUUCAAAGGAGCAGGAGUUUAUAGCCCCUUCGGUUAGCUCAGAGUGCUCUGACAACUCCAGGGAAACUUUGGAAUUAUUACUCUAACUACAUUUAGUGUCAUCUGUAGAUGACAGAUGACAUGAAAAAAAUAUUCUUCCCCAAGCUGUGACUAACUCUUCUUUUUGAUCUCUCAGUAUGAUUUUUGAGCCAGUUAAAUUUUUCAGCAUUUUGCUGCCCUCAGGGGAAUGAGCCCGCAGAGGACAGUGUUUCCAAGUACAUUUUUUACUUCCAGAUCCUAGCCUUUUUGAUCAGCCAUUGUUAAAACAACAGGGUUUUAUCCUGGCAUCAAACCCUUUUCUGAUAGAAGGGAAAAUGCUUAUACUUUCCCACUUUCUUCUGUUAAUAUUUCUGGUAAUAUCAAACUGAGCCUCACUCACAUUAAAUGAUUCACUUGAAAUAUA
Dama dama (fallow deer) is the source of this 2162-nucleotide messenger RNA. It is a transcript of the gene STRADB, whose product is annotated as STE20 related adaptor beta. Gene Ontology annotation, biological process: protein phosphorylation. NCBI's taxonomy places the organism in Eukaryota, Metazoa, Chordata, Mammalia, Artiodactyla, Cervidae. Gene Ontology annotation, molecular function: ATP binding; protein serine/threonine kinase activator activity; protein kinase activity. Bases 323 to 1579 code for a protein of 418 amino acids. The transcript has 12 exons. The record is from RefSeq and is a predicted model, not a curated record.